CUACAUAAUAUCAGACGUGAGAGGAUCCCAAAAAGAAAUAUAGUGUUUUCUCUAAAACACCUACCUUUUCCUCCAUCAAUUACAACAAUACUCAAACACUUGGAGAUUAAUAUUACAGUGAAAAUCCAUAUGGAAGCUUUAAAUAAGCAAUCAAAACGUAUUUGGAAGUUGAGAUGAAUUUAGACAAACAAAACAGUUUAUCUGAUAGUAACAUAUGCGCGGCUGAAUAUUCAGAUGAUUCCCAAGAUGAUCAAAUACGACCAAAACAAAAAUCUAUUUCACUCGAGAAUUUAUUAAAAUACAAAGGUCUGAACACCCAUUUUCAUAUUCCGAUAACUAAAGCUAGGCAAAGAAAUUUUUUACGUGGUAGAAUUGGUGCAAAUUCACUACUUGGUUCAAAUGAACUUGACAGAAUGUGUCCAAAUAGGGAAAUUACUAUAUUUGUAGGUACAUGGAAUAUGAACGGACAUUCUCCACCAAAAGAACUAAAUGACUUUGUUCUACCUGUCAGCAUGGAACACGUACCUGAUAUUUUGUGUUUCGGUACCCAAGAAUCUAGUUCUGAGAGAUUUGAGUGGGAAGUCAGUUUACAAGAAACAAUUGGACCGUCACAUUUACUUCUUCAUUCUGUAUCUUUAGGUACUCUACAUCUAGCAACAUUUAUAAGAAGAGACCUCAUUUGGUACGUAUCUAUACCAGAAGAUUCCAGCUUAUCAGUGAGACCGGGCUCUGCCUACCGCACAAAAGGCGCCAUAGCAACUUCCUUUAUGAUUUUUGGCACUUCGUUUCUGUUUGUCACGGCACAUCUGAGGGCGCACGAAAAAAAACUUAAUGCUAGAGUUUCAGACGUGAAAAAAAUUAUUUAUUCUAUGGACCUGCCAAAAAUACUUCCUUGCAAAAACAAAUGCCAUGAUAUCACGCAGAAUUUUGAUUACGUUUUUUGGUUUGGAGAUUUGAAUUUCAGAUUAGCUACGCCUAGAGCGAAAGUUUUAGAAUGGCUAUCGAAAACAAGUUUUCCGUUACCAGCACAUCUACCUCAUGGUUAUAUGCAUCACGAUCAACUGUGUUCAGUUCUAUCAAAUGGAGCUGCAUUUCGUGGCUUCUGCGAAGCCAAAAUCACCUUUCCGCCAACGUACAAAUAUGAUCCGGGGACGCAACAGUUUGAUUCUUAUUCGAAACAUCGAAAGCCUGCGUACACAGAUAGAAUAUUAUACAAGCAAAAACGUCAAUUUAGUGGAAUAUCUGAGAAUCCGCCGUUGCAAUGUCUAAUAUAUGACUCCGUUCCAUCAAUUACUACUUCCGAUCACAAACCAGUGUGGGGCGUUUUUAAGGCUCAUCUUAGACCUGGUCCAAACACGAUUCCUUUGUCAGCUGGCCUGUUCAAUAGAGAAGUCUAUUUGGAGGGUUUGAGGAGACGCGCGACAACACUUAACAGUAUUAAAGAUAAUGCCUCAAUUUGUUCUCUACAGUAAACUAAAACUUAAAGAGAUAUGUUUCCUUUGUUAAUGUUUAGGUAUCAUUAAAUGUUAUCUGUUAGUGUAAAUAGUUUUAUUGCUUUACAUCUAUUAUCUAUUAUUAAACAUAUUAUAAAAAAUUAAUGGGAUUAAACUUAAAUAUAUUUAAGAGUACGAGACAAGUACAAUGUAUAAAAUUACUUUUAUUAAAAUCAGACCAACGUUUUCUGCUUUAGAAAGCCAUUAUCACUAAAUUAAUUAAUGACUAACUAUUAUUAAAAACGGUUAAUUCCUUUCCUAUAUGAACUUUAAUAAUGCUAGUCAAAUCAUUUCAAGCUUUAUAAACGUUUAUGUCAAACAUGUUUUUUUGUGGUAGUAUCCACCGAACGAAGACUGUGUUGAUGGCAUUGCAAAGCUGAAAGCGCACUGCUAAUUUUAUUUUUACUAAUGUACUCGUCUUAUUCUCUUCACCUCAUUUUUAGGGUGCACAUCAUUUCGUCAUUAAUAUUUCAAAAUGCUUCACGCUGGCACUUAAUCAGAUUUGGUUCGUAAAGGAUUCCUGUACUCACUAACAGGACUUCUGUAAAUUGGAUUCAUUUCGGCCGCAUUCUUCGUCUCUGCCAUAAAUCGUCGAUACUCAUCUCUUUCCUGUUUGUAAUUCUUAAUUUUCCAACAAAUUAUACCAAUCACACCGCCUAUUAAAAUUGCAGCCAAUAUAGCACCGCCCAGAAACAUAGUUUUGAUACCAGCUGUCAUCGUGCAGAUUUUUCUAGCUGGCAAGCUAAUGUUAUCGUUAUCUUCUGCUUGAUAGUAACAAUAUUCAAAGAUACACCUACUGUUGCCUUCGAAAAUGGCGGUUGUGCAAAUUUUGUCAUCGUCGCCGCCUGGAAAGAAUUGUAUAUGUUAACCAAGCUUAUA
Molecule: messenger RNA, 2372 nt
Organism: Psylliodes chrysocephalus
Lineage: Eukaryota; Metazoa; Arthropoda; Insecta; Coleoptera; Chrysomelidae
Source: the annotation of a GenBank genome assembly